Molecule: messenger RNA, 1440 nt
Organism: Xyrauchen texanus (razorback sucker)
Lineage: Eukaryota; Metazoa; Chordata; Actinopteri; Cypriniformes; Catostomidae
Product: Fc receptor-like protein 2
Exons: 6
Biological process (GO): cell surface receptor signaling pathway
Molecular function (GO): transmembrane signaling receptor activity
Source: RefSeq, a predicted model, not a curated record
AUGAGGGCCCACUCUAAUUUGGGCUGUCCCACUAGGGCCCCACCUGGACCCCAUAGUGUGGGGCCCACGCGUGCCCCACAUUUCACGCCCACAUGGGCCCCUAAAGGGUUUGCUGUGGGCCCACAACUGGCCCCAAUGGGGGCCCACUCUACUUACUCUGGGCCUGCCCACAGUCAGCCCACACUUUGGGGUGUACCACUGGGGCCCCACCUGGGUCCCAUAGUGUGGUGCCCACACGUGCCCCGCAUUUCGCGCCGGUAUCUGGGCCCACAGUGGGCUGCCCGCAAUGGCCCCAUUCGGGCCCCAAUGGAGCAUGUUUGCUGGGUUCUUGCUAUCUGGGUGAUUGAUGCGGGGCUGCACGAUUUGCCCACAGCUAAACUCACUGUACAUCCAGAAACAUCUGUUUUCACUGGAGAGACAGUGAUCAUGAAGUGUGACAUUGAGUCUGAUUACAGUAACUGGAGAUAUGAGUGGUAUAAAGACAGAACUGUCGUGUCUGAGUCUGAGCGUUACACUGUAAACACAAACACUCUCACUAUCAGAGGAGCUACUGAGUCUGAUCAACAUCAGUUCUGCUGUCGAGGAAAGAGAGAUGGAAGACCAGCAACAUCACAGAACACAAGUGUUACUCUUUCUGUUAAAGACUCAAAGCUCAAUCCUGAACUCACAUCAGAUACUGCAGGAGCUGCACUGACAGGAAACACGGUGACUCUGAUCUGUCACAUGACUCAGACCACUGGAUGGGACUUUUACUGGUACAAACACACACAGAACUCUGAGAAAAACAAGACAGAAACAAACUCCUACAGAGUCCAUAUUGAUUCAGUGUCUGAUGGAGGUCAGUACUGGUGUAGAGCUGGAAGAGGAGAACCAGUUUACUACACAAACUACAGUGAUGCAUUGUGGGUCAGUGUCACAGCUCAACGUCCCUCAGUGUCUCUGAUCAUCAGUCCCAGCAGAAGUCAACACUUCUCAUCUCACUCUCUCUCUCUGAACUGUGAGGAUCACAAUAACUCCACUGGAUGGACAGUGAGAAGAAACACAGACAGUGAGAGAAUGAAAGAUUGUUCAUCUACAGGAUCUACAUGUGAAAUCAGCUCCCUUAAAACAUCUGACACUGGAGUGUACUGGUGUGAGUCUCAAUCUGGAGAACACAGUCCUCAUAUUAACAUCACAGUACAUGAUGGUGAUGUGAUUCUGGAGAGUUCUGUUCAUCCUGUGAUUGAGGGAGAUACUCUGACUCUACACUGUUUACAUCGAUCUACAAACUCCUCAAUCCUCACAGCUGAUUUCUAUAAAGAUGGAUCACUCCUCCAGAAACAGACGACAGGAGAGAUGAGCAUCCCUACUGUCUCAAAGUCACAUGAGGGUUUCUACUCCUGUAAACACGGAGAGAGAGGACAGUCACCCGAGAGCUGGAUCUCAGUCACAGGUGAGAGU